Molecule: messenger RNA, 654 nt
Organism: Procambarus clarkii (red swamp crayfish)
Lineage: Eukaryota; Metazoa; Arthropoda; Malacostraca; Decapoda; Cambaridae
Source: RefSeq, a predicted model, not a curated record
UUCUAUCGCGGCGUGUGUGGGAGAGGUUGUGCAGCGUCGCUUGUCUGUCAUGCUCUGUGAAUUACCUGCCCAGUUCGCGAUCAGUGUGUGGGAGUGCGCGAUGGACCCGAUGUGAUGCGGCCGCAGGAGAGGACAAUGAGGGUGAAGCUCCGCAGUCUGCUGCAGCAAGUGGGUCUAGGGUGUGCCGCAGUCACUGUUUGUGUCUUGGUCUUCCAAAAUUUAGCUCAGGGCCUUCGGGACGCGGCCAGGUCCGAGAGGGCCACUGCUGCCGCCCAGAAAUUUCCUGUCCUGCACGCAUGGCCCGACAGAGCCCCCAGGUCCCUCAACAGAGACUAUGAACUGCCGGCGGGAGUGGAGAACACCCUGGUGGGGGAGGAGCCGGUGCAGGAGCCUGAGCCCGGCGUGAGGGAGGAGGAGGAAGAGGAGAGGAAGAGAGGGCUGCUGAACACCCUGGUGGCCACGGCUACGGCCAAGCCCACCACCACCCUCGACCACCUCUUCAUCAGCAUCAAGACCACCAAGGCCUUCCACAAGACCAGGCUGGAUCUCGUCCUCAAGACCUGGUUCACUCUCGCGCGCCAACAGGUACGUGUGGCGUCGUGUGGUGAUCAGUGGUGUGGUGAGGUGUGGCGUCGUGUGGUGAUCAGUGGUGUG